UCUCUCCCCUUCUCCCUUCGCGUGUUUAAAGGCAGUACUGUCGUGUUCUCUUCAGGGUCUGCUGUCGUUCGCACUCCAGCCUAGCUCAAAUGUCCUCGUCACGGCCUCAACUGGACGUGACAACUUUAGCGACUUUGACACCCGACGAGAUACUCGCGAUCACCGCAACCGCCGACCCCGCCGCUAGCACACCACAGUGCAGCCAGUGUGGCCAGAUGGAGGUGUUUCUGAAAAGGAAGCUGAAGCGGUGCGGUGGGUGCUCAACGGCCAAGUACUGCAGCAAGGAGUGCCAGAGAGAAGCAUGGACCACCCACAAAGACUCCUGCCGCCCUGCCGACAACCUGGAAGUCUCGCACCCUGAAGCCCUGCCCUUGUCGGGCUAUGAGUCUCCGAAAGCUCUGAUGAGGGCAAUGAAACACUGGAUUGAGAACCACGAGUAUGCCUUCAGGGCGGUGACUUCUGCCACCCUACUCCUGCACGACGACAUUCCCGCCGACUUGGCCGACUGUGCUCGCGUCUUCAAGUUCAUGAUCACCUUGAAUCCCAAGCACGAGGGGACAGAUGGAAAUCCAGCAAAGGGAUUCCAACUCAUCGACGGGUCCUUGGUGAAGCGAGAAGAGCUUGGGCCGCUGGCCUCUGACAACGGGACGUGGAACGCCAUGAUGACCCUCUGCCGCGAGGAGGCCGAGUUCAGACGCCAUUCCACCCUCGUCCCCGCCGCAGUCCUCCCCGCGAUCUUCAUCGUGAUGGGCACUGGAAUCGGGGUCUGGAAACAAUUCUCCGUCUUUCUCCCGUCGCGCAGACCCGGCGAUGCGUACGCGUUCGACGAGUCCUCGCGCGCUGUUCUCGCAGAUACCCGCCUGAUGUGCGUGGAGGCCAUGAGCACGGGUGCGAUCUUCCGGCCCCCGAAGACAUACGACAGGCCCAUGCCGGACAUUGGCACUCUCGUCAGGAGGGGGAAGAAGUGGGCAUGGGAGGGCCGCGACGACCAUCUGUACUGGGUUGCUCUCGCACGGCGGAUGUCGCGCAGCGGCAGCCUGUACAAGUCGGGCUUGGCUCCGUUUGAGAUCUGGGCGCGUUUCCAUAGUCUUUGAAGGCUCCGUCGCUGCGCGAUCAUGGAAGCGCGUGGCUUUGAAGCUAUGUAUGAUUGGCACGAAUAUGAAGUAACUCUGCGAGCUUUGACUAUCUGUGUAUCAUCAGUAUGAAUGGUGUAAACCCGCGAUCCGCGUCCUUAUACUAAACACCUCUGUCACGAUUACAACCUGUCGCUCGCUGCGAGUACACCCCGCUAUACGUGCUUACAAC
Molecule: messenger RNA, 1305 nt
Organism: Trametes versicolor FP-101664 SS1
Lineage: Eukaryota; Fungi; Basidiomycota; Agaricomycetes; Polyporales; Polyporaceae
Exons: 4
Coding region: 411-1094 (227 amino acids)
Source: RefSeq, a predicted model, not a curated record